UGUCAAACUGCUUAAUCAUCCUCAGGUGGUCCAUCUGUAUAACAGAAAAUGGAUCGAAGAGACCAUGUAUCCUCGUUUUACAAUGAUUGGUCAAAGCAUCGGAUCUGUCUAUCUCUCAUGGGAAGCUCUUUCCAAGUUUACUCCUUUGUACUAUUUAGAUACGAGUGGAUAUGCUUUUACUUAUCCAGUUGCCAGGAUGUUUGGAUGCAAAGUUAUGUGCUAUACUCAUUACCCUACAAUCAGUUUGGACAUGCUGUCACGUGUUCAUUCUCGGAGUUCUAUGUACAAUAAUGAUGCCUUGAUUGCUAAAAGUGCCUUAUUGUCUAGGUGCAAAGUUGUUUAUUAUACCAUAUUUAGCUGGAUGUAUGGAUUUGCUGGUUCCUGUUCACAUCUUGCAAUGGUGAACUCCUCGUGGACGCAAUCUCAUAUUGAAAAACUAUGGGGAAUAACAUCUCGUACUAGGAGGGUGUACCCUCCUUGUGAUACUUCAGGUCUUCAGGUGCUCCCUCUUGAAAGGCAAAUGGAUUGUCCAAAUAUUAUAUCUGUAGCUCAAUUUCGUCCAGAGAAGGCUCACCCUCUCCAAUUGGAGGCUUUGGCACUUGCUAUAAAAAAGUUGGAAGCGCACCUACCUAGGCCUAAGCUCCAACUUGUGGGUAGUUGUAGAAACGAAGCAGAUGAGAAUAGACUUCAAAAUUUAAAGGGCAUGGCGAAAAAACUAAAUAUUGAAUAUGAUGUGGAGUUCCAUAAGAAUUUGAUGUACAGUGAUCUUGUGAGACUUUUAGGUGGUGCUGUUGCCGGUAUACAUUCCAUGAUAGAUGAACACUUUGGCAUAUGCAUUGUGGAGUACAUGGCUGCAGGAGCCAUACCAAUCGCUCAUAAUUCUGCUGGCCCGAAGAUGGACAUUGUUUUGCCUCAAGAUGGAAAGCAGACUGGAUUCCUGGCACAAGAUGUUGAAGAAUAUGCUGAUGCCAUCAUUGAAAUCAUUAAGAUGUCCAGUGCCCAAAGGAUGGAGAUGGCAACAGCUGCAAGGAGACGAGCUUCUUUGUUCUCGGAGCAAAGAUUUUACGAUGAUUUUAAAGCUGCGGUUCGACCGAUCUUGUCCCAUAGGUCCAAGUGAUCUUACAAUUGUUCUUAAAUAGGAGUUGGAUGCUAACAAGCCUGCCCACACGCUCACGUGCACUAUGUUCAUAUAAAUGAAACAUGCUAAAGAGUUGUGGUGCUCUUACAUCAUAUGGGCCAUAUAAAUCUGUUUUAGGGCAAAUCUUCCUGCUCUCUGACACACACAAUUGUUUUUUACAGAUACAUGCAUGUGGUCUUAGCCGCUUAAUGUUUUUUUGUCAACUAUAAUAAGAACAUUUUUACUUUAUCA
Molecule: messenger RNA, 1369 nt
Organism: Cuscuta europaea
Lineage: Eukaryota; Viridiplantae; Streptophyta; Magnoliopsida; Solanales; Convolvulaceae
Source: the annotation of a GenBank genome assembly